Paramecium tetraurelia is the source of this 477-nucleotide messenger RNA. RefSeq lists its product as uncharacterized. Lineage: Eukaryota; Ciliophora; Oligohymenophorea; Peniculida; Parameciidae. The record is from RefSeq and is a predicted model, not a curated record. The transcript is spliced from 2 exons. Gene Ontology annotation, molecular function: double-stranded DNA binding. Gene Ontology annotation, cellular component: nucleus. Gene Ontology annotation, biological process: reciprocal meiotic recombination.
AUGGAUAUCUUUGGGUAGCCAAUAAACCUCAAUCUUGAUCUGAGAUCCAAGUACCAGACUUUCUUGGGAGGAUUGGUUUCAAUGUUCAUAGUCUUUCUGUUGAUUGGCUACAGUGUGAAUGAGAUAAUUGGGUACACCAUCCAGAGAGGCAUACAGAUCACUUAGGAAGGGGACUAGACGAAAUUCAAUUAUGAUCCCGAUGUGCUGGUACUAAACAAUUAGAAUUUCAUUUUUGCCAUCAGAGUAGAGCAAGACAGUUUCUACCAGUCCCCCUAAUUCGACAUUCAGGUUAGAUAGCAUCAAAACAGUAACGAAGUUUCAUUGGAGUUGUAAUAAUGCACUUUCCAGCAAUUCGUGAGUGUGUUGAAUUCGAGUUAAGUGCUGGACUUCUUGGAGGCUAAUCAAGUGAACACUUGGUUGUGUCCCAAAUCUGAGUUCUCGAUUGAAUUGGAGGGGACACCGUUUUGUAAGUUUUGA